This is a messenger RNA of Knipowitschia caucasica, 2082 nucleotides long. Lineage: Eukaryota; Metazoa; Chordata; Actinopteri; Gobiiformes; Gobiidae. The record is from the annotation of a GenBank genome assembly.
AUGCCCAAGAUGGAUAAAGCCAUACAGGUCUCAAGAAGUGCACCUUCUCUUCUGCUGCCCACUCAUGAUAGCCAAGAUGGGGGAGGAAUGGAGUACACAGGCAGCUUCCGUUCACUGCAUGGAGCAACUGCAGCACAAGGCACCACCGUGAAGCCAGUCUCAUAUGACGUCCAGUCACAGCAUGGGAUUCACACAGUGGACACCGGAGGCGCAACUACGGCUCUACAUGAACUAGGAGCUCGUCCUAAACAGAAAUCCAGGAUUCCGAACCCAAGCCUGAGGAGCAGUGGAAGGGAAAGGAGGAUUCCGGCACAUUUCAAAGACUAUGAGGUCAGUCUGUUGCCAAAACAAUAUGACGCACAUUCCCAGUCUGAUAUUGCGGAGUCACUGUCUGAUGGAAGCACAUUUUCUAAACGCAGUCGGAGACCAAUGGAUGCGUUAAAAGAAUCCCUUGACCAAUCAGAGCUGGCCCAGGUGGAGGAGAGGCUCAGACACAUGGAGUUGGAUGAACUCCAUCGUCAGCAGCAAGAGGAAGAAAAGGCUGAGGAGUGUCUACGCCGCAUGGAUACACAGGCCAGAGAAGCUUCCAUGGCCCGUGAGAAUUUAUCUAACAGUUUGACUCGAGCCAGACGCAUACGCCAGGCAGAGAGAGAUUAUGAGGAGGCAAGGAUGGUGUCCCAGCUUCUGAAAUAUCCUAGUCCUAUGCUUCGGUCCAGCACCAAUCUACGACCAGAGAGCGCCAUGUUAGCGUCGGGACUCAGUCUGCAUGAAGCGCCUCAGCCUGUCCGUCUCCAGCCUCCUGCGCCUCAGCCUGCGCCUCAGCCUGCGCCUCAGCCUGCGCCUCAGCCUGCGCCUCAGCCUGCGCCUCAGCCUGCGCCUCAGCCUGCGGCUCCGCUCCAGCCGCCGGCUCCGCUCCAGCCGCCGGCUCCGCUCCAGCCGCCGGCUCCGCUCCAGCCUAGUCCAGAAGCAGACAUGGCCCCCACUCCCUCAGCUUCAUCUCUGUCCCAUUCUGUCCCAUCAGCUCCUCCGAUACAAGUCCCUGUAAAUGCUGGUUAUUCCCCAAAUAUGACUGAACUGUUGAUAGCAACGACCUACGGCAUCCCAAAGCCGCAGCUCCCUCGAUUUGACACCGGCAAGGAAAGUGACUUUUUGUUAUUAAAGAUGGCCUUUGACAGCUUACUCGGGAACCACCCUCAUUUAUCCGAGCAGUAUAAGUACCAGAUCCUACUUGAGAGACUCAAGCAUCCGCCUGCUUACCAACUGGCCAGAGCUCACAUUCAUCAUCCUCAGCCAUACACCUCAGCCAUGCAUGCAUUGACUUCACAAUACGGGCAGCCACGUCACUUGAUACAGAGUGAGAUAGCGCGCAUUCUCAACUCUGCGUCUGUUAAAGCAAAUGAUGUGGCUGCGUUCGAAGAGUUUGCUCUGGCUGUACAGUCUCUGGUCGGACUACUUAUCUCGAUAGAAGGAAGGGAUGGUACAGAAGUUAAAGCUCGUGCUCGCCGCUUGUCUCACAACACAACUUUUGCUGCUGAGUGGGACAGGAGGGAGGUACGAAACAAUCCCAAACCUCCACCACGGGAGUUUGCUAGGCCAGCUACCAUGUAUUUGUCAACCGAGACAAAGGCGGCUCCCAGGCAGAAUGUUUCCCUCAACCCUGUGGAGAAGCAUCCAAAGAAGGCAAAAUUCCAACCCUAUUGUCCUUUCUGUAACACUCAUGAACACUUUCUCAAUGGUUGCCAGAAGUUUGCCAAGCUGACUGUGGAGGAGAGGCGCUCUUGGAUCCGUGAAAACAGACGCUGUUGGAAGUGCUGUAGAACUCACCCUCCGGAGGCUUGUACACUGAAGAGGCCAUGCGGAGUGUGCAGCCAGCUUCACUUGACAAUUCUGCACGACACUUUGACUCCCGCCGGCCAGUCGUGUCUCAUGGUGAGCAUGCCCAAUCUUGACCGUCCAAAUCGUUCUGCACGUGUCAUUCUCAAAGUGGUUCCUGUUGUUCUUCAUAAUGGUGACUUCCAUUUUGAGUCUUAUGCCAUCUUGGAUGACGGGAGCUGUCCACGGAUAAAACUGCUGAUGCACUGA